UCUAUUUUCCUAGUAGUAUAUAGUGAGUCGCCGCUUACAAUCCACUUCUCCUUCCCAAGUGCAAGCUCUCUGUUUGCCUAAAGAGAUGGAACUAAUAUCAACCAUCUUUUCCCUCAUCCUCUUCUUCACUCCCUUCAUUUUCUUUUACUUUUUUCAUUUACCAAACCCUAAAUACGGCUUUAAAUCCUACCCACUCCUCGGAUCCUUACCCGACUUCAUCAAGAACCGCCACCGCUUUCUCGAGUGGAGCACCGAAAUUCUCGCGGGCUGCCCCACCAACACCGCCGUCUUCCGCCGCCCCGGAAAGAUCCACGGCGUCAUCACAGCCAACCCAUCAAACGUGCAACACAUGCUCAAAACCAACUUUGAGAAUUACCCAAAAGGCCCUCGCUUCAUCACACUCCUCCAAGACUUUCUUGGACAAGGUAUAUUUAACUCGGAUGGGCAUAUCUGGAAAGUCCAACGUAAGACAGCCAGUUAUGAGUUUAACACCAACUCACUCCGGAACUUUAUUGUUCACAUCUCAACGGCUGAGUUACAAACCGGUUUGAUUCCGGUUCUUCGUGAGGCCGCUGAAAGAAACCGGGUUGUUGAUUUGCAGGACCUUUUGGAACGGUUCGCUUUUGAUAAUAUUUGCAAGCUUGCGUUUAAUGUGGAUCCGGGUUGUUUAAAAGGGGUUGGAAAUAAUGCUGGCAGCGAGUUCAUGAAGGCGUUUGAAUCGGCCGCUACGUUGAGUGCCGGCCGGUUCAUGUACAUUUUUUUGUUCGUGUACAGGAUUAAAAAGUUUUUUAAUAUGGGGUCUGAAAUGCAGCUGAGGGAUUCAAUCAGGAUCGUUCAUGAGUUUGCGGAUAAUAUUAUACGGUCGAGAUUACAGGAACGAGUUGAGCGAAAAGGCGAGGAUUUGUUAUCCCGGUUUAUUCAAGACUCGAGCAACUCGGCCGAGAUGCUACGAGAUAUUGUUAUAAGCUUUAUUUUAGCAGGCCGUGACACAACUUCAUCAUUGUUAACCUGGUUUAUCUGGCUAUUAUCAUCUAGGCCAAAUGUGGUUGAUAAAAUACUCCAAGAGCUUAAAAAAAUUCGAGAAUAUGAUACGGAUUCGGAUACGUAUAGCUUCGAUGAGCUACGUGAGAUGCAGUAUCUCCAUGCAGCGAUAUCGGAAGCGUUACGGUUGUAUCCACCUGUACCGGUUGACACCAAGUUGUGUGAGAAUGAUGAUGUUCUGCCAGAUGGUACAGUGAUCAAGAAGGGGUGGUUUGCAACAUACAAUACCUAUGCAAUGGGGAGAAUGGAGAGCAUUUGGGGCAAAGAUUGCCUCGAGUAUAGGCCGGAGAGGUGGCUGGAUGAGAAUGGAGUGUGCAAGCAAGAAAGUUCAUUUAAGUUUCCGGUUUUUCAUGCAGGUCCGAGGAUUUGCUUAGGGAAAGACAUGGCUUAUAUUCAGAUGAAGUCUAUUGCGGCAUCAGUGAUCAAAAGGUUUACGUUUGAGGUUGUGAAUGUCAAGGAAGAUGCUAUUCCUGAGCAUGUUUUAUCUUUGACCUUGAGGAUGAAAGAGGGGUUACAUGUUAGUGUGAAAGAAAGGCUCCUGGAGACCUGAUCCGCUAACAAAGCUGGUGAUUCGUAUUAGUGAGACAGAUGAUUUAUAGUAUUGUGACAGGCGAUUUCUUGAUCUCCAGAAUUUUUAGAUUUGAAAUGAUUUGUAAUUGCAUUUGCAUCCAGUGUUUUUACGUAUGUGAUAUGAAAUUUGCCAGUUUGUCAUAA
Daucus carota subsp. sativus is the source of this 1755-nucleotide messenger RNA. Its product is annotated as cytochrome P450 CYP94D108. Bases 86 to 1591 code for a protein of 501 amino acids. Gene Ontology annotation, molecular function: iron ion binding; oxidoreductase activity, acting on paired donors, with incorporation or reduction of molecular oxygen; monooxygenase activity. The record is from RefSeq and is a predicted model, not a curated record. The transcript has a single exon. NCBI's taxonomy places the organism in Eukaryota, Viridiplantae, Streptophyta, Magnoliopsida, Apiales, Apiaceae.